This is a messenger RNA of Neogale vison (American mink), 796 nucleotides long. It is a transcript of the gene SDC4, whose product is annotated as syndecan 4. The record is from RefSeq and is a predicted model, not a curated record. The transcript is spliced from 5 exons. Gene Ontology annotation, cellular component: membrane; cell surface. Bases 26 to 631 code for a protein of 201 amino acids. NCBI's taxonomy places the organism in Eukaryota, Metazoa, Chordata, Mammalia, Carnivora, Mustelidae. Gene Ontology annotation, biological process: cell migration.
CGCGCUCUCUGCGGACCGCGGUACCAUGGCCCCUGCCCGCCUGCUCGCGUUGCUGCUGCUCCUCGUGGGCGCCCCCGCCGCCUCUGCCGAGUCGAUCCGAGAGACCAAAGUCAUUGACCCCCAAGACCUCCUAGAAGGCCGAUACUUUUCUGGAGCCCUACCAGACGACGAGGAUGUUGGGGCCCCUGGGCAGGAACCCGAUGACUUGGAGCUGUCUGGCUCUGGAGAUCUGGAUGACUCAGAGGACCCCCAGAUCCUUCCUAAACUAAUCGAACCGCUGGUGCCUCUAGAUAACCAUAUCCCUGAGAGGACAGGGCCUGGCAGCGGGGUCCCCACUGAACACAAGGAAUUGGAGGAGAACGAGGUCAUCCCCAAAAGGAUCUCGCCCUUCGAAGGGGACCAGGACGUGUCUAACAGGGUGUCUAUGUCCAGCACUGCGCAAGGCAGCAGCAUCUUCGAGAGGACCGAGGUUCUGGCAGCUCUGAUCGUGGGUGGCGGCGUGGGCAUCCUCUUCGCCGUGUUCCUUGUCCUGCUGCUGGUGUACCGCCUGAAGAAGAAGGACGAAGGCACCUACGACCUGGGCAAGAAACCCAUCUACACGAAAGCCCCCACCAACGAGUUCUACGCCUGAUGCGCCCGCCUGGGCACUGAUUGGCUUGGACCUCCACAGGGGAGGGAAGCCGAAGAAUUUGGAAGGGUGGACGUUAGGGUAGGGGGAGGGCUACCUAAUACUGACCUUUCAGCAUCUCGAGCUCUGAUAAUGUUUCAAGUGUCGGAAGAGACGACAUCUUCUGUU